CAACAUUCAAGAUUGCAAGUUGUUCAAGAUCUCAGCCUUUCGACAACAACAACUUCUUCGUCCACUUCACUCACCCUGCCUCCAACUCACGAUCGCAAACAUGUCGGACGAUAACAAGAUGCGCAUGUUCAAAGCGAUGGACAGAGAGAUGCACAUCCUCGCACACAGCAGCAACGACGACAAUGAUAACAAAGAGAAAUCAGAAGAGAUCGCGCACACACUGCUUGCCUACCCAGAACUCCCGCUAGGUCUGCGCUGUCGCGCACUCCUCGUCCUCGGCACAAGCGAUGGCCCGGGGUACGUUGAGUGGGCGAGGGAGGCCGUCCGUAUCGCGGAGCUCGCCAUGUCUUUACCAGGCUCGGCUCCCCCGACUGAAGGCGAUCAUAAACUUCUUCGAGAUUGCAGGCUCGUUUUGAAGGAGGCUGAAGAAGAUUUCGUGAAGUAUGGCGGAUAUCCGGACGAGGAGGACGAGGGAGAUGGAGAUGGAGAUGGAGGAGAGAAGGAUGAAGCUGGAGAUGGGGAUGAUGAGGGUGAAGAUGGAGAGGGAGGAGUUUCGGGCGAUAAGGCAAAGUCAGCGUCGGAGGAUGCAGAUUCGGAGGAGAAGUAGCAUUGCUGCGGGCGUUCCGCGCAUGCAGCAUGCAUGUAGUUAGAUGGUUGGAUCGCCAGCGAGGUG
Messenger RNA from Neohortaea acidophila, 673 nucleotides. RefSeq lists its product as uncharacterized. The record is from RefSeq and is a predicted model, not a curated record. The transcript is spliced from 2 exons. The coding region runs from base 101 to 607 and encodes 168 amino acids. Lineage: Eukaryota; Fungi; Ascomycota; Dothideomycetes; Mycosphaerellales; Teratosphaeriaceae.